ACGUAGCGCCUCUAUGUUGUGUACAUUGGAUAUCAAAAGAAACUUAUUGGAUAUCAGUGAACUAGGCUCGGGUAAGACCAAACGUCAAAAUCAAGCAUCCUAUUGGUCCAAGCAAUGUCAUCUUAUCCAAAAAUCUAAUCCAAACUCCGCCGUCCAAAACAUCAACAAAAACAAACUCCCAACUGCAGCACAACAUACAACGCCCAAUUGCAGCUCAACAUCCAUCGGCUACAUCGUUAUGGCAACUCAAGCAGGUCUCUUCACCCCCACAAUCACCGCCCCAAAAUCUCUGGCUCCAUGGAAGCCAUCCUCAUCAUUUUCAUUCGCUACCCCCAAGUCCCUCAACUUCUCAAUGUCUCAGAGAACCAUUAGGGCUGCGGCUGCAGAUGAGGCAUCUGCUGCCACAAAGGAAGCACCAGUUGGUUUCACCCCUCCAGAAUUGGACCCGAAUACCCCAUCACCCAUCUUUGGAGGAAGCACUGGAGGACUGCUGCGAAAGGCCCAAGUUGAAGAAUUCUACGUCAUCACUUGGGAUUCACCCAAAGAACAAAUCUUCGAGAUGCCAACCGGAGGAGCAGCCAUCAUGAGGCAAGGACCUAACUUGCUGAAGUUGGCCAGGAAAGAGCAGUGUUUGGCACUUGGUACUAGACUGAGGUCUAAGUACAAGAUCAAGUACCAAUUUUACAGGGUUUUCCCUAACGGUGAGGUUCAAUACCUUCACCCCAAAGAUGGAGUUUAUCCUGAGAAAGUGAACCCAGGUCGUCAAGGGGUGGGGCAGAACUUCAGAUCAAUUGGGAAAAAUGUCAGUCCCAUUGAAGUUAAGUUCACUGGGAAACAAGUUUAUGACUUGUAAGAUGAGAGACUAUUGGGAGAGUGCUUAGUAGUGAACGAUAUUGAUGUAACCAUGAUUAUGUGAUUAUUGAUGUUUCUGUCAACUGUUCUAUGUAGUUUUCCUUCCCUCCUUUUCCUCCCUCCUGUAUUUGGCCCAUUUUCUAGGGCUUAUGAAAUGUUUGGAGAAGUUUUUCAUGAUUAUAAAACAUUUUAAUCGACUCUAAAAACUUCUUUAUGCUCUCUCUCUCGACAAAAGUGGGAUGAUGAGUAUUAAUUUAGUAGGAAGCUAGCUUAUAUAUAUGUAAUAAGGCAACGGCUCUUAAGACGAGUAAAA
Messenger RNA from Durio zibethinus, 1165 nucleotides. Its product is annotated as photosystem I reaction center subunit II, chloroplastic-like. NCBI's taxonomy places the organism in Eukaryota, Viridiplantae, Streptophyta, Magnoliopsida, Malvales, Malvaceae. Gene Ontology annotation, biological process: photosynthesis. Gene Ontology annotation, cellular component: photosystem I; photosystem I reaction center. The record is from RefSeq and is a predicted model, not a curated record.